AUGGCUAUUGAUCUUUGCAACGAAAUCAAUCGCCAUGCCGGAGCGAUUCUCACGGUACCCGAGAAGGGGCUUGUAGGUUGCCAUCGUCCUACAGUAGCAGCAACCUCAAUAUCGCCUCGUGCCAGCUCCUUCCAAUCUUCGAUAUCUACCCAGUCUCAGGAAGCAACAAAGCCAAGCGUCUAUUCUUCAAGUCCAGUUACUCUAUCUCUCCCGAGCCCUCUUCUCACUACAACUCUACAAACGUCUACAACGUUCCAGGACCCUACAUCCUCGCCAUCACCAAAAUCGGCAAUCUCACCACCCGCCGGCUCCCAGCUUCCCGACUCUCUUGGCACCUCUCUCCCAGACACCAACGGAAGUCUUGUGCCUAGAAACUCCCGUGACUUCUCUCAGACCGGUGGUGUCAUAGGCGGGGUUGUCCUUGUCCUCGCAAUUCUCGUAAUACUUUACUUUUGUCGCAAGGCACGCCGUGAACCCCGGCACCGCUCCAUUAGAGGGGCUCCCUCCUCUUUCAGAUUCCUCAAGCCGUGGAAGGUCAAGGCAAAUCUCGAAGAGCUGCUCUCUCAACGCGAGAGAGAAAAACAAGACUACGGACUACCAAUGGCACAGCCCAUUUACUCCUCUGACAAUAUGGCAGUUGCGAGUGACGGAUAUCGCCUCGCGAUGCCGGAACCGUCGUUCGCUCCGCUACGUGCGAACCGCUCGUCGAGUUUGUACUCUGGAAGCAUCUUGAAUGGGCUGCCGCAGUACUUCCCACCCAGCCCGAAUACACCCACCUGGACCCUGGUUAUUCCAAAAACGUGCACUGGCCCGAGAGCUCGUGGUUUGAGUGGUUAUUUCGAGGGGACUGGGGAUCAGGAGCAGAGGAAACCAUUUUUUAGACCGCGCUCAGAAAACAACAUUGACCGCGUCUAUUCGGCCUUCGACAUUCAAGAUGGAGAGAAGAUACGAGCGAGGCCGUUGUCUGUGGCGAGUUCCGUUAUGAAAGACAUGGAGGGCGGAAAUGUAUCUCUUUUGCGGCAUGACCCCCACGCAAGGCCGUGGUCCGCUUAUAGUAGGAGGAGCUCAGUAUACUCGACAUCGACAUAUACUUCAGCUCCAAAAUUCGCACCAAGAAUCAACACCACGACGCGCGAUCUCGACGCAGACCUACGUCUAAGUCCCGAUAUGGACCAAGAAAACGGCAUCCGCAACCCAUCGAACAUGGCCGCCAAGAAUCAGCUACUCAUCAAACCUAGCACAAGCUCAUACAUGUUCACCGGCAGCAGUAAACUCAGGAACGAGAUGGAGAUGGUCGUUGGGGGGCGCGAGGCUACUUCGGCUGAGGAUAGAGAAGGGGGGGUCGAGGUUGGAGCCUUGGGAGAGGAGGGAGAUUACGAGGACGAGGCUGAGAGAGCAAUGAUGGAGAAGGCGAGGAGGUAUAAAGGGAAGAUUCGGCCGGGGAUGGGGGUUCAGAAAAGCCAGAGAGGAAGAUAG
Drepanopeziza brunnea f. sp. 'multigermtubi' MB_m1 is the source of this 1476-nucleotide messenger RNA. The record is from RefSeq and is a predicted model, not a curated record. Lineage: Eukaryota; Fungi; Ascomycota; Leotiomycetes; Helotiales; Drepanopezizaceae.